UAACCCAAAUCAGAAUUGAUUAUUUUUUAUCAAAAUUAAACAUACUUUUCUAAUUAUUAUGAAUACACAAAAACACAAGCAACAAAAAUUAUGUAAACAAAAGCUGAUUUAAACUAAGUAGCUAAGAUAAUCGGAUUAAAUUGAAUUGUUAAUUUUAAUGGAUGGAAGUUAUUAAAAUUAGCCUGACUUAUCUACAAUCAAUUGUAUUAAGCUAUUCUUAGAUCAUUUUAAUGGGUUAUUUUAAUAACAAUUUAACCCUCUUCUCACAUACUCUGUAAGUUUUUUGUUUCAAUGCGUUUUUUGGUUUUCUGGUUAACUAUAUAAACUCAUAUUUUGCUUCGAGUAUUUAAAUCGACAUUGGUUAAUAUCUAUUAUGAUGGUUAGCUGUACAAAGUUUGCAUUCUUAAUGACAAUUUACGCAAGCUAUGCUCUUUUACUGGCUCAAGCGGAGGAUUUAAGACGAUUAAAAUCAGACAGUGACCAAGUUGAGGACAUUACUCGUUCGGAAAUUGAUGAUUUUGCAAUUGAUAUUGAUGAAUAUAAUGAACGCUCAUCAAGUGAUAUUGAUGGUCAGCUACGGUUACGAUAUCGUAUGAUUGCGUCGUGGGAAGCGGAACGAAGAGAGGCAAGGCGAUCAAUGAGUGGACCAACAUUACCUCAAAGUGAAAGGUUGGCUGAUGAUAGGAGUGAAUCUACUCGCUAUGGUUCCAUUGAACGAUCAGUUGACCGACAGGUUGAACGAUUAGAGGAUCGUGAAGAUAGAGUUCGAUCAACUGAAGACAGUGACAGACUAUCAGCUGACCGACAAGUUGAACGUGAAGAGAACCGUGAAGAUAGGAGUCGAUCAACUGUAGAAAGUGAAAGACUAUCAGUUGACCGAGAGGUUGAACGAUUGGAGGACCGUGAAGAUAGGACUCGAUCAAAUGUAGACAGUGACAGACGUGAUGGUGUUUUUGACAGAAGAGAGUCAAGACGGGAAUCAAGGGAAGAAACAAGUGAACGUCGAGUUACAUCUAGACGUGAGUCCAGAGGUGAAUUUGAACGUGAAUCCAGGGAUGUAUCCAGAAGGGAAGCUAGAAGGGAAGAUGCAAGUGAAAACCGAAGUGAAGAUCGUGAAUCUCGGCAAGACUCUGAACGGCAAAUCAGAACACAGAUGGAUGAAGAUAAUGUUCGAGCUGAGCGAUCAUCACGACGAUCAUCAACUGACCGUGUGGAGAAUGAACAGUCAGAUCGUAUGGUUAGACGAGAAGAUGUCCGAGAUUUUAGAUCAACUGAAUCCAACGUAGCCUUGGUUGAAAGCAAUUCCCAAAUAACUACCUUCUUGGGUCAAAUGGUUAGUUUAAUCGUCACAGUAAUGUUGGUUAAUAAGUCAACUAAAGGUGGUUUUACCAGCAAAGUAAAACAAUUAUUCUCCAACAAGGUAACAGUCCAAUAAUAAUUGCAACAAUUUAAGCUAAAUCGAGGAUGGUAGAGAAAGAUGGAGAGAGGAAAAUAGUUAUUCACAGCUGUUUUUGUUUCUUGUUUUUCUUGAUGAUUGGUAUAGGCAUUACUGUUGUCUAAGGUGUUGCUUUAUUUAUUGCUGUUUAUUUGCUCUUCAUUUAUAAAUCUGUUAAUUGUUAUUAAUUUGAUAGUUUAACUAUUGUUAUAAAGCAAGUUUGUUAAUUUAAGUGUGUAUAUCAUGUUACUUAUUUUGUUCAUGUUGUUUCUCAUUAGUAGAUUCUGGUUGAAAAUUGAAAAUUACCAUUGUACAAUUACAUUGCGUUGAAAAGAAUACAAUUAAACCAUUUUGCUUUCCUCAA
Messenger RNA from Tetranychus urticae (two-spotted spider mite), 1799 nucleotides. RefSeq lists its product as uncharacterized. The record is from RefSeq and is a predicted model, not a curated record. Lineage: Eukaryota; Metazoa; Arthropoda; Arachnida; Trombidiformes; Tetranychidae.